Messenger RNA from Papilio machaon (common yellow swallowtail), 12324 nucleotides. RefSeq names its product dynein axonemal heavy chain 6 (gene Dhc16F). Gene Ontology annotation, molecular function: dynein intermediate chain binding; ATP hydrolysis activity; dynein light intermediate chain binding. NCBI's taxonomy places the organism in Eukaryota, Metazoa, Arthropoda, Insecta, Lepidoptera, Papilionidae. The record is from RefSeq and is a predicted model, not a curated record. The transcript is spliced from 66 exons. Bases 64 to 12324 code for a protein of 4086 amino acids. Gene Ontology annotation, biological process: microtubule-based movement. Gene Ontology annotation, cellular component: dynein complex.
UUAAGUAUAUUAUAUAAUAUAUUCUCGUAAUAAUUUCAAGAACAUUGUGAAAACCGGUCAAAGAUGAACGAUACCAAACGCCGCUCAACAAUAACAUUACCAGCAAUAGAAACGAUUCAGAGAAAUGUUCGCCAAGUGCCUACGAUUUAUUCUCGGAAACCACGGGAUAUACCGUUUCAUUUGCCGCACAGGAAAUUAUUGGAAAAGAUUGAGUUUGUGGAAAAGGAACCCGAGCCAUUGACUGGCUUCGCCGCAGCGCAAGAAGAUAGAUACACGAGGGAAAGGAAAAGUGCUAAAAUACAAUUAGAACCAAUAAAGCAUGAGGAAGGUGCUGACAAUUUAAAGUUGUAUUGUUCAGUCAAGAAAAAGAAAGCCAUUAAGAUACGAGAGUCGCGAAGCAGCAUGGACGAUGAAAGGAAAGAAGAGCCGACUGCAGACCCUCUCAAGCUAAAACCUCAGGUGGCCUCGCAGAAGGAGGUGAUAGACCACGUACGCUCCAAUCCCCAGUGCGGCUUCCUAUACAUGAUUUACGCUGUACAUCCACAGAAUGUAUACUUCACACCGUACUACCUAAAAGUUGUUAAGUAUGAAGAUCUGGAUAGAAAGAAUUAUUUCACAAUAAGCCCGUGCGGCGUGACGCACUACACUAGCGAGAUGGUGUUCACAAAGCUCAACGACUGGGAACAAGAGUACACUGUGUUUGUGCAGCUACAUGAGAUAACAUUCUUCAAAGUGUACCGAUAUUGGAAAGCUUUGUACGUAUGGCACAAGUCAGUCCGGUUCCGAAAGUACAGUCGGCUGCGUAGCGUACUCUCCCGCCAGCUGUUCCUCCUGACGCCGCCGCUUGCGCGUGCUCUACUGACUGUGCAGGCGCUGUGUUGUCGGAUGUUGGAGGUGUCGCUCGCAGACACAACACGACAUAUGGAUACGCCUUUCUUCUACUUUAACGAGGCGCAGAUGAUACGUUUGGAGAUGGUGCGUCGGCGCAUAACGGAAUUUCGAUCGGUGGCGCACGAAGCGGUGACGGCGGCGGGACACGAGGCUUUGCGCCUGCGCGGCUUCACCGUCGAUGACCACGAGGUGCCGCCACCCGCCAUCGUGCGAGGUCGCCCUGUCGGCGGCAUGUCCUACACACAGAAGGCGAACAAGAGAAAGUACUGUGAACGACUCGCUUGUUUCAUCAAGCUGGUCGAUUAUAUGACGAACUAUAUGCUGCACGGGCUGACAAAUCGCUCCAACGCGCACAUGGCAAAUCUGCUGCGCACACACGCCUCGUUCACGCCCUCACAUGAUCUGCUCACCUCGCUUGACGUCGAUACCGUGCUGGAGGUAGUGCCCAGGCCCGUUGAAAUAUGCAAGUGGGCUCUGUUUCAAGUUGACGCCUACGUGCUCCCCAGCGGGGAGGUGGAGUUGAAUCCCAGCGAGAAGAUAAUCUCCGAGUAUAUCAGCAAGGUAACGGAGUAUUGGGACGAGGUCGUGCGGACGUUCCACAACUUUCUUAACGACGACGAUCUGCAGAUGUUCGUGCAGCCCACCAUCAUGGGCAAGCAGGUCGAGUGGUCGGCUGGAGUUUCACCUAAUCUUUACUUCCUUAUGAAUCAAGAUAAGAAAAUGCUAGAAGAUAUUACAUACAUUCCUACCGCUAUCAAAGAAGCUUUCGGGGUGGUGGAUGUAUUUUUAAACAGAAUGAAAACGUUUAUGGUGGAAUUUAAAGCGGCACAUGAAAUGGAUCUGAACUUAAUUAGAGACGAAAGAGAUGUGAACGCAUUCAAAUUGCUCUGCGACAAGCUCGUGAAGCAGAUGGAGACGAUUGAGGACGUGGUCAGCUACCAGCCGCUCGGCAUCAUCUUCCUCAACCUCUGCCCGUUCCAGGAGCUGUUCAGGCCACAGCCCAGGCGGCUGUUCGAUGUGGUUUUGAACACCACUCCGGACGUGGGUCGUGCUUGUAUCGACGAGAUCCUGGAGGGUAUCGAGUCCAUCAGCGCGGACAUCAGCCGGGAACCGGAGACUGCGGCCGAGCUAGUGGAGUUCAACAGCCUGCUAGACGGCCUCGAGAGCCGCGUCGCAUUCCUCGAGGAACGGCUGGAGUACCUGCGCGAGUUGUAUGACUUCAUGGGAGAAUUCAAUAUCCCAAUUUCACCUGAAGAUAUGACCGAUUACUUGGGUCUGAGCGUCGCACUGGGCACACUACGUACCAGCGUGGACGCGCGGUUAGAAACGCGCGGAAAGCUUGCUGGCCAGUUCGCCUCGCAGGUAGGCCGCGAUCUGAUGCAGCUCAUGGAGGAGGUCAACACGCUUCACGCACAAGUGGCGCAACCUUGGCUCUACGACGACAGUUCGGAUAUGGCCAAGGUUAUUGAAGUGUUGGACGACCUCAUGUCUAAGCUCAUGGUAUGCUUCGCCAGAGACAAACAGAUCCACGAGUGGCAGAAGAUAUUUAAAAUUCCGCCGUCGCGACUCGACCAGUUGGAUGAGGCAAUCAAUGAUGUCAAACUGAGACAAAUGUUGUGGAAAUCUUCCAAGGAGUGGGAUGAUCAUUAUCGUAGUUGGUACGAAGCGCCUUUCAACACCCUGGAUGUAGACGAGAUACAGACUGCCGCCGUCAAUUACGGCAAGCAAUUCAACCAGAUGGACAAGGCGCUGCCGCCGAACAAGAUUGUACCCAGAUGCAAACAAUCUAUUGACGUUAUGAAGGAUAAGCUGCCGGUGAUCUCGUAUCUGCGGAGUCCAGCGCUGAAGGCGCGGCACUGGGUGCGCGUAGAGGAAGUGCUGCACACUCGCUUUGUGCCCGGUGUGCCGCUUACACUCGCCGAUCUCGAGCAGCUCGGUGCCUUCCAGCACGCCGAGGAGCUCAUGGAAAUCGCAGCCCAAGCCAACUCCGAGGCCGGUCUUGAGGCCCUGCUCAAAAAGGUGGAGGAGACGUGGGCGGCGCUGGAGUUCCCAGUGCUACCGCACAAGGACUCACGCGACGUGUUCAUGCUGGGAGGGCUGGAGGAGGUGCAGGCGGCGCUGGACGAAAGCUGCGUCAACGUCAACACCAUCCUCAGCUCCCGCAGCUGCGGCCCGCUCAAGAGCCGAGUCGAGGAGUGGCAGCGGAACCUUGAGCUCUUUGGCAAAACACUUGAGGAGUGGCAGCAAUGCCAGCAGACGUGGAUGUACCUGGAGGCGAUAUUUAGCGCGCCUGACAUCCAGCGACAGCUACCCAAUGAAACCCGGCUCUUUACCAUCGUCGACAAGUCUUGGAAGGACAAUAUGCGUAAAGUCGCUAAGGUACCGUUAGCGUUGCCAGCCGCGACGCAGCCCAAGCUAUAUGAGGAGCUGGUGCGCAAUAACGAGAUGCUGGACCAGAUCAUGAAGUGUCUGGAGGCGUACCUCGAGACCAAGCGAGUUGCCUUCCCGCGCUUCUUCUUCCUCUCCAACGAUGAACUUCUCGAGAUCUUAGCGCAGACUCGCAAUCCGCAUGCGGUACAACCACACUUGCGCAAGUGCUUCGAUGCGAUUGCCAAGCUGGAGUUCGGCGUGAAGUUGCCGGAGAGCGAGAUGGAGGUGGCGGAAGACGGCACAUUGGUGGAACGCGAGAUGUCACCGCGCUCGCGCGAUCGCCUGCAGGCUGCUCUGGCGCUUACUGCACGCCCCGAGGACCUCACCACAGACAUCGUCGCCAUGCUCUCACCCGAGAGCGAGCGCGUCAACCUGGGCAAGGGUUUAAAGGCGCGCGGCAACGUGGAGGAGUGGCUGGGCAAGGUGGAGGCAGCCAUGUUCGCUUCAGUAAAGCGCUGCAUGAAGUAUGCUCUUCGCGACUACGAGAUGCGCCCCCGACCUCAGUGGUCCGCCCUGCAUCCAAACCAGGUGGUGCUGACCGUGUCUCAGAUAAUGUGGGCCCGGGGCAUCCACGAGGUGCUCAGCGGCGCCGAGGGUGAGGACGUAACGACAGGUCUGGCUGAGUUUGAGCGGCGCAGUGUGGGCGACCUGAACGCACUCGCCGCCCUCACGCGCCAGCCACUCGGCGCGCUCUUCCGCCGUGUGCUCUGCGCUCUCAUCACCGUUGACGUGCACGCGCGUGAUUCCGUCUCCAAUAUGGUCGAGAAGCGCGUUCAGAAAGACACGGACUUCGAGUGGCUGAAGAUGAUUCGCUACUACUGGGAGGAGGAGCUGGACAACUGCGUGGCGCGCAUGUCUAGUGCAAUGUACAUCUACGGCCACGAGUACCUUGGCGCUGGAGGCGUGUUGGUGAUAACUCCGCUGACUGACCGCUGCUACUUGUGUCUCAUGGGAGCACUCCAACUGGACCUGGGCGGAGCGCCCGCCGGCCCCGCAGGCACUGGCAAGACAGAGACCACUAAGGAUCUGGCCAAAGCCGUCGCUGUACAGUGCGUCGUAUUUAAUUGCUCCGAGGGUCUGGACUACAAAAUGAUGGGCCGGUUCUUCUCUGGGCUGGCGACCUCCGGCGCGUGGUGCUGCUUCGACGAGUUCAACCGUAUCGACAUCGAGGUGUUGUCCGUCAUCGCUCAGCAGCUCAUCACCAUCCGCAACGCCAAGAUUGCAAGACUCUCCAGAUUCAUGUUCGAGGGUCGCGAGAUAAAGUUGGUGCGCACAUGCGCGGCGUUCAUCACCAUGAACCCGGGCUACGCUGGCCGAACCGAGCUGCCGGAUAAUCUGAAGGCGCUCUUCCGGCCCAUCUCAAUGAUGGUGCCUGACUAUGCGCUGAUCGCGGAAGUAAUCUUAUAUUCCGAGGGAUUCGAGUCCUCCAAGGUUCUGGCGCGCAAGAUGGUGCAGAUGUACAAGCUGUCCAGCGAGCAACUCUCCAAGCAGGACCACUACGAUUUCGGCAUGCGUGCGGUCAAGAGUGUGCUGGUGAUGGCAGGCGCCCUAAAACGUGCGAACCCUGACCAAGUCGAGGAUCUGACGUUGCUGUGCGCGCUCAACGACAGCAACCUACCUAAAUUUCUGGCGGCGGACGCGCUGCUGUUUGCCGGCAUUCUCUCCGAUCUGUUCCCGGGCCUCGAGCUUCCCGUGCGCGAUUACGGUGUAAUGGAGGAGGCCAUCAAGUACUGCCUGCUGGAGCGCAACUUGCAAAUUGAAGCGUGCCAGAUUCGUAAGGUGAUUCAGUUACACGAGACGAUGAUCGUGCGCUGGGGAGUGAUGCUGGUGGGACCCACCGGCGGCGGGAAAACGGUCGUGCUGCACGUACUGGGAGAAACGUACAUUCGACUGCAUGAGCAGGAGGUGGAGGGCCCCCAGAACAAACCGGUGCACAUGUACACGAUGAACCCCAAAAGUCUGAGCAUCGGCGAGCUGUACGGUGAAGUGAACCUGCAGACGCUGGAGUGGCACGACGGUGUGCUGCCGCUCAGUUUGCGCAUUGCCGUUCAGUGCACCGCCACCGACCACCAAUGGAUCAUCUGUGAUGGCCCCGUUGACGCCGUUUGGAUUGAGAACAUGAACACCGUGCUCGACGACAACAAAAUGCUCUGCCUUGCCAACUCCGAACGCAUUAAGCUCACGCCCCACGUGCACAUGCUCUUUGAGGUGGGGGACCUAGCGCAGGCGUCUCCAGCGACUGUGUCGCGCUGUGGCAUGGUGUACGUCGACCCGCGCGAGAUGGGCGUGCUGCCGUACGCACGCUCUUGGAUCGCGGGCGCCGCAGCUCAGGGCCUACUCACCGGCGAUCACCCUGACUUUCUCUAUCAAAUGUUUUUGAUGCUACCCGAGGGACUCGAUUACGUCACCGAUAAGUGCACGGUCGGGAUAAAACAGGUGGAUGCGAGCAAAGUGGCGGCCCUGUGUAGUCUGCUGGGCAGCCUGUUAGCCGAGCCGGGCGAGCGGUUUCCGGACAAAUCGGCGGCACGCAGCUACCUUGCACUUUGCUACCAGUUCUGCUACGCCUGGGCCGCCGGCGGAAACCUGCUCGAAUCCUUCCGACGACCAUUCGAUGAGUUCAUCAAGAGACAGUUCGAGACCUUCGAGGAGGGAGAGUACCUGCCGACUGGCAUGAACCUGUUCGAGGUUUACGUGGAUACGAAGCUGCGGCGAGCCCGGCCCUGGUCCGAGUCCACGCCGCCCUUCACCUACGAUCCCGACAGGCCGUUCUUCGAGACCCUCGUACCCACUACAGACACAGCGCGAUACGGCCAUUUGCUGCGUCGCUGGCUUGCCACGAACCGACCCACUAUCUUCACUGGUGACACGGGAGUCGGCAAAACCUGCAUCAUCCUGCAAGUGUUGAACAAGAUGCAGACUACAGACUCUUUCAUACCGGUCACACUCAACUUCUCUGCACAGACCAGCAGCAAGAAAACACAGGAGGCGAUCGAACAGCGGCUGGAAAAGCGACCUCGGCGUGCCCUAGGCGCGCCGCUAGGCCGCCGCAUAGUUGUGUUCGUGGACGAUGUCAACAUGCCGCGCCUCGACAUAUACGGAGCUCAGCCCACCAUCGAACUGCUCAGACAGUUCCUGGAUUUCGGCGGUUGGCACGACCGCGACAAACUGUACUGGAAGGAGAUCAUCGACGUGGUUGUGGUGGCGGCGUGCGCCCCGCCCGGCGGCGGCCGCAACCCGCUCACCGCGCGCUUCGUAAGGCACUUCGCCAUGCUGCAUGUCGCCGCACCGGACUCCUCCGCGAUGAUCACUAUAUUUAAAUCGAUCUUGGGCGGGCACAUGGAGGACUUCGUGACGGAGGUGUCGUCGCUAGCGGACAACUUGGUGCGUGCGGCGGUGGAGGUGUACGGGCGUGUGUGCGCGCAGUUGCUGCCGACUCCUGCACGCGCCCACUACGUUUUUAAUCUGCGAGAUCUGUCCAAGUGCGUGCAGGGUGCAUUGCAAGCGCGGGCGGCGUACGUGCGCGUCCCACGCGAAAUGCUACGGCUGUUCUAUCAUGAAUGCUUGCGAGUAUUUCAUGACCGGCUCAUUUGCGUAGAAGACAAGACCUUUUUCUACAGGCUAAUGUGUGAUGUUUGCGAGAAAAACUUCAAAGAACCGGUGUUGGAAUUGCCUGAAGGAGAGCUUAUUGAAGAGCCGCCAAUGCUCCUAUUUGGAGACUUCAUAAAUCCCUCAUUGCCAAAAGAAAUGAGGGUGUACCGGGAACUUCCAGACAUGGAAAAACUCAUGGCAGUGCUCAAGGAAUACCUAGACGAGUAUAACGCUAGUGCGCGUACGGAGAUGCGACUGGUUGUAUUCAGUGAGAUGGCGGAGCACGUGACGCGCGUGGCGCGCGUGCUGCGUGCCGAGCGCGGGCACGCACUGCUCGUGGGACCAGCGGGCUCAGGCCGGCGCAGCGUUGCCGCGCUCGCCGCUCACCUCAACGACUGCCGAUGCAUGGGGAUGGAGCUAAAGCGGAACUACGACGUGCCCGAGUUCCAUGAGGACCUGGUGAAGAUGUACAUGAGCGCGGGCGUAGCUCUGCGGGAGACCGUCUUCCUCUGCACCGACUCGCAGCUCUCUCGUGACGACUUUCUCGAAGAUGUCAACAAUAUGCUCAAUACGGGUGAAGUAAACAACCUGCUGGAAGGCGAUGCGUACGAGCAGAUGCAGUCAGGAUGUGGACAAGAUGCUGCGAAGGCCGGGGUCAACCUCUCCGACCGCGACGCUCUCUACCGAUUUUUCAUCAACCGCGUGCGCGCCAAGCUCCACCUCUGCAUUUGUAUGAGUCCCGUUGGCGAAGGUUUCAGACGACGCUGUCGCAUGUUUCCUUCUCUGGUGAACUGUUGUACUAUCGACUGGCUGACCAAGUGGCCACCGGGAGCGCUGCACUCGGUGGCACGCCAGUCACUGGCGCCGCUCGGCGACGCUAAGCUCAUCAAUGACGUAUCCACAGUCUGCGUAUCCAUGCAUCAGGACGUGGAUGUAAUGUCGGAGCGCCUAUUUACGGAGCUUCGGCGACACUUCUACUCGACGCCCAGCAGUUACCUCGACCUGCUACAGCUCUACCUCUCGCUGCUGGAUGCCAAACGGCAGGAGAUCAUCUCCGGCCGCGACCGCGUCUCCUGUGGCCUCGAGAAGCUGUACAGCGCAUAUGAGUCGGUGGGUGCUAUGGAGCGUGCCGUGCGAGAGAUGGAGCCGCUGCUGGCGCGCAAGGCGGCGGAGGGCUCAGCGCUGGCGGCGCGCCUGCAAAACGAGCGCCGCGCAGCCGAUCUCGUGCGGAGCGCCUUACUCGUCGAUGAGGCUAACGCCAAGAUGAAAGCAGACGAGGUGAGGCAGAUCGCAGACGAAGCGAAGGCGGACCUGGCGCUGGCCAUGCCCGCCAUGGAGGCUGCGCAGGACGCGCUCAAGGCAUUGAAUAAAGCCGAUAUCAAUGAAUUGAAAGCAUUUCAGAAGCCUCCCACGCUCGUGCGCUUCGUCAUGGAGCCAGUUUGCAUUUUGCUAGGAGCGAAGCCCGAUUGGGAUUCAACAAAAAAGCUUCUGGCCGAUGUGAACUUUAUCCGAAACCUGCAAGAGUACGAUAAGGACCACAUCCCUGACGCCACCCUUAAAAAGAUCAAGACUUAUCUCACGCACAAGGAUUUCAAUCCCGAUACAGUCGUUAAAGUCUCCAAGGUUUGCCGCUCCAUGGUGCUGUGGGUGCAGGCCAUCGACAUGUACGCAAAGGUGUUUCGCGUAGUGGAGCCCAAGAUCCUUAAACAUAAAGAGGCUGCGGGCAUCCUGCGUAGCGUAAUGGCAGAGUUACGCGCCAAGCAGAAGCAGGUGGAAGCGGUGGAGGCGCAGCUGGCGGCCAUGCAGCGCGAACUGGAGAUUGUAGAGGAGGAACGUGACCGGCUGCAGGCGGAUGUACAGUUAGCCGCCGCCCGCUUGGCGCGGGCAGGCAGCCUUACACAGGCGCUCGCCAAUGAGCAGUCGCGCUGGGAGAACAGCGUCAAGGAAGCGUCGUUGCAGUUAAUCGACGCUACCGGCAACGUGCUGGUGGCGGCCGGCUGCAUUGCGUACUUCGGCGCCUUUCCUGCACACUAUCGGCGUGAGCUCGAGCACAAGUGGGUGGCCCAUUGCGCGGAACUCAAGAUACCCGCUUCUCCCACUUUCGACCUAGUGGGCACGGCGGCGGGGCCGGGGGCGCGGCUCGCAUGGCAGUCGCAAGGGCUGCCGCGGGAUGCUGGCUCCGCCGAGAAUGCCACGUUGGUCGUGAGCGCCGGCCGUCGACCGCUCGCCAUAGACCCUCAGCAGCAGGCGAAUCGGUGGAUAAAGAACAUGGAACGGGAGAACGGGCUGCACGUGGCCAAACCGACGGCGCCGAAUCUGCUGCGCAUAUUGGAGAGCUGCGUGCGUCUCGGCUGGCCGAUGCUGCUGGAGGACGUGGGCGAGGAACUGGACGCUGCACUUACGCCGCUACUGCUCAAACAAACCUUCAUACAGGGUGGUCGUCUGCUGAUUCACCUCGGCGACAGCGACAUAGAGUAUGACCCGCACUUCCGGCUGUACCUUACCACAAAGCUCGGCAACCCGCAUUACUUGCCCGAGAUCUGCAUCCAGGUUACCUUGGUCAACUUUACUGUGACGCUCUCCGGACUAGAGGAACAACUGCUCGCUGAGGUGGUGAGCUUGGAGCGUCCCGAGCUGGAGCUGCAGCGCACGCAGCUGACGCAGCGCAUCGCCGCCGACCGCACCUUGCUACUUGAUAUCGAGGAGCGCAUCCUGCACCUGCUGCACGCCUCCACUGGGAACAUUCUUGACGACGAGGUCCUCAUCGAGACGCUCAACGAGAGUAAGGAAACUUCGGAGAUAAUCUCGGCGCGUUUGGCCGAGGCGGAGAUUACGGAGCGCAGCAUAGGUGCGGCGCGUGAGCGGUACCGCGAGGUAGCAGCGCGCGGUGCACUGUUGUACUUCGCCAUCGCACAGCUCGCGGACCUUGACCCUAUGUACCAGUUUUCACUGUCGUACUUCACACAGAUAUUCAAGCGCGUGGUGGAGGAGCCGGCCAAGGAGGGCGACACGCUAGAAAUGCGCGUGGCGGCGCUGGUGGACAGCGCCACGCUGGCGACACAGCGCGCGGUGUCACGAGCCUUGUUCGCGCGACACCGGCUCGCACUCUCUAUGCUGCUCACCGCCGCCGUGCAGCUGCACUCGGGUGCGCUGCCGCACUCCUACUGGCACUACCUAAUGCAUGGAGCGGGCGCGCCCGCCGGCGGAAUGCCCAAGAAGCCUGCGACGGAAGCGAUAACCGAGCAGACGUGGGCGGCUGUGAAUUUUCUGCACGAGCACGAGCCCGCAUUCACCGGCUUACCUGACGACUGUCUUAAGCGUAUCCCGCUCAAUGUUGGAGAAUAUUUUGUUGAGAUUCAUGUAGACAAGACGAACACGAGCAAGCCGACGGUGGACUGGGACAAGAGGCUGUCGCCGUUUGAGAAGCUGAUGCUGCUCAAAUGCCUGCGCGAAGAGAAGCUGGUGUUUGCGAGUUCGCAAUACGUAUCGCUUACUUUGGGUCCCGCCUUCAUCGAGUCUCCGCCAGUGCAACUGCCUACACUAUAUGCCGAUACGAACUCGACGACACCGUUGGUGUUUGUUCUGAGCACUGGUUCUGAUCCGUUUGGCGCGUUCCAGAAGUUUGCCACGGACAAGGGCAUGCGCGACCGAGUUAACUUCAUUUCGCUGGGUCAGGGUCAAGGGCCGGUCGCCGAAAAGAUGAUUAGCGAUGCCAAGCCAAAAGGAGAUUGGGUGUUUUUGCAGAAUUGUCACUUGGCAGCAUCAUGGAUGCGAAAUCUGGAGUUGAUUGUUGAAAGUUUUACAAGUGACCAGUCUCCGAUCCAUGAAGAAUUUCGUUUGUAUCUAAGUUCUAUGCCAACGCCGAAAUUCCCAGUGUCCGUGCUACAGAACUCAGUUAAAGUCACAAACGAACCACCGAAAGGUCUAAAAGCAAAUGUAAAGAGAGCCCUCAUUGAAAUGGAUACAGAUUUCUAUGAAAAUCACGUACUGGAGCAAGACUGGCGCACGCUGGUAUUCGGCAUCUGCAUCUUCCACGCGUUGGUGCAGGAACGCAAGAAGUUCGGGCCGCUCGGCUGGAACAUCUCGUACGAGUUCAGCGACAGCGACCGCGAGUGCGCCAUACUCACGCUGCAGAUGUUCUGUGCCGGCGGGGAGAUACCUUGGGACGCGCUCGAGUAUAUCACCAGUGAGAUAACGUAUGGCGGUCGAGUGACGGAUAUGUGGGAUCAGCGGUGUCUGGCAGCGGCGCUGAGGCGCGUGGUGUCGCGCGCAGCACUCAGCCCCGAACAUUCAUACUCGCCGUGCGGCCGCUACGCAUGUCCGCGUGUCCCACUGCUCGCCGACGCCCAGCGCUACGUCGACAGCCUACCCGACAACGAGCCGCCCGGCCUCUUUGGCCUGCAUGACAACGCCAAUAUUACAUACGAGCGGCAAGAGACGACCGCGCUGCUGCAGACGAUAGCGGAGGUGCAGCCACGAUCAGGAGGAGCGGGCGGGGAGCCCCCCGAGCGGCUCGUGUGGCGUAUUUGCGAGUCCACGCGCGCCUCCGUGCCCCACAAGGUGGAUACGUCGAUAACGCACGAGUCGGUGUUCGCGGUGGACGAGCGCGGGCAGCCGCUGUCGCUGGCCACUGUGCUGCACCACGAGCGCAAGCAGUAUGACACGCUACUCACUCUGCUGCACUCCAGCCUGCGUGAGCUGCAACGCGCUGUACAGGGCGUGGUGGUGAUGUCUGAGGCGCUGGAGGAAGUGUUCAAUGCGCUGGCUAACGGGCGUGUGCCGGCCAUGUGGCACGCGCGCGCUUACAACUCGCUCAAGUCUCUGGGCAGCUGGCUGCACGACCUCGCACUGCGCGUUGACUUUAUAGAGACGUGGUGGCGCAAGGGGCGCGGCGCGAGCAGCUGGCUACCGGGGCUGUUCUUCCCGCAAGGUCUACUGACGGGUGCGCUGCAGACUCACGCACGCCGCAACCGUUUGCCCAUUGAUGUGCUCGCCUUCGAUUUCCAUCCCACCUCCGUCUUUAUAUACCAAGACGAUAUUUAUGCUUUUAACAAGCACCCUAAGGAGCAAGUGGACGUGUACAGCGGGCUAGAGGCGCCGGACGAGGGCAUUAUCAUCCAUGGUCUGUACAUUGAGGCGGGCCGCUGGGACGUACCCAACGCCUGCCUCGCAGACGCUCUGCCAGGUCAGACAUGGUCGUGGCUGCCGGCCGUGCGGGUGAGCUGUCGGGUGGGCGCACCGCCGGCGGGCGGGAGGUACGAGGCACCGCUGUACCGCACGGCAGCGCGCGCUGGCGUGCUCGCCACCACUGGACACAGCACCAACUUUGUCAUCGCCAUACUGCUGCCCGCAGAUCAUCCCUCGGACUUUUGGAUCCUGCGCGGCACCGCACUGCUCACACAACUCUCAGACUGA